AUGUUAUGUGCAGUCGCAGUGGAUGCAAAUAACCAUCUAUAUCCAGUUGCAUUUGGUAUUGUGGAUAGUGAGAAUCAUGAUUCUUGGAAGUAUUUCAUGUCAAAGCUAAAAGAAGCGAUUGGGGAAGUCGAGGACCUGGCGUUUGUAUCUGACAGGCAUGCAAGUAUUACACAUGCCUUGGAAACUAUUUUCCCCGAUGCCUAUCACGGUGCUUGCUACCACCACAUUAGUAUGAAUGUGGUUGCUAAAUUCAAGACUGAUCAUUGUCAUGUGUUGAUGUAUAAUGCGGCAUAUGCUUUUAGGAAAUUCGAGUUCCACGCUAACUUCGAAAAAAUCAAAUCAAAAGACCCAGCCAUUGCUCAAUUCCUAGAAGGAAUGGGUUUUGAUAAGUGGUCCCGUGCUUACUUUCCUGGAAAUAGGUAUAAUAUAAUGACAAGCAAUUACGCUGAAAGUUUCAACAAUAAGACCCGGGAUGCUAGGAGCUUUCCGAUAACUACAUUCGUCGAAUUUAUUCGCUUCACACUACAGUCCUGGUUCUGUAAUAGGAGAGAAACUAGCGAGAAGACAACUACCACUCUUGCACCGACCUAUGAGAAAAAUUUGGUGGAUAUGGCUGAGAAAGCUCGAUUCUUGAUUCCUUAUGCAAUAGGGAGGCAUGAGUUCCAUGUGUUAGAUGGUGAGCUGAAUGGUGAAGUCGACCUCCUGAAUAAGACAUGCACAUGCGGCGUGUUUCAGAUUAUUGGUAUCCCAUGUGCUCAUGCACUAUCUGGAUCCCUUAAGCGAGGGGUGAACUUUUAUUCGUUGUGUUCAGAUUACUAUAAAAUUGAGACAUGGAGGUCCUCUUACACAGAAUCUAUAUAUCCUACUGGUAACGAGGAAGAGUGGAUUGUUCCACAUGACAUUAUGACAAUAACAGUGAGAACACCUGCGCAGAAAAACCCGGUUGGUCGUCCAAAGAAGAAACAAGGUAGGCCUAAGACGAAACGCCAUCCUUCCAAUGGAGAUAAAUUGGUUGUUCCACGCAAGUGCAGCACUUGUGGAGGUCUAGGCCAUAAUAGGGCAACUUGUAAAGUUCGUGUUUGA
Messenger RNA from Humulus lupulus (European hop), 1083 nucleotides. RefSeq lists its product as uncharacterized. Gene Ontology annotation, molecular function: zinc ion binding. The record is from RefSeq and is a predicted model, not a curated record. The transcript has 2 exons. The coding region runs from base 1 to 1083 and encodes 360 amino acids. NCBI's taxonomy places the organism in Eukaryota, Viridiplantae, Streptophyta, Magnoliopsida, Rosales, Cannabaceae.